GAAGAAAAAGAAGAUUUAGAUCAGAAAAACAAACCACCAAAACUCAGGAGAGUUAAAAAGGAUAAAAACAGCGAUGGAGAGCUAUCUGAAGGAGCCCAUCCAUCAACACAGCAGUCAGGAAAACCCACUGAAGCACGGAAAGCUGAAGUACCUGAAAGCACAGAGGCUGCUGAACCUGCUGUCCCUGAAGCUUCUGCCCUCCCUAAGCAAAGACGGUCUGUGAUUAGAGAUAGAGGACCUAUGUAUGAUGAUCCUACUCUUCCUGAAGGCUGGACGAGAAAGCUGAAGCAGAGGAAGUCAGGGCGCUCGGCUGGAAAAUAUGAUGUUUAUUUGAUCAACCCAAGUGGAAAAGCUUUUCGGUCCAAAGUCGAGCUUAUAGCAUACUUCCAAAAAGUAGGCGACACAUCCCUCGACCCCAAUGAUUUUGAUUUCACUGUAACCGGAAGAGGAAGUCCUUCUCGAAGGGAACAAAAACCGCCGAAAAAACCCAAAGCUCCAAAACCCACCGGCACUGGCCGAGGAAGGGGAAGGCCAAAAGGCAGCGGGAAGGCAAAGCCAACAGUCAAGCUAGAGGGUGUUCAGGUUAAGAGAGUAGUUGAAAAGACUCCAGGAAAGCUUCUGGUCAAAAUGCCUUUAUCUGGAAAUAAAGAAGAACCUGAUGCAACCACAUCAGAACAGGUCCUUGUUAUUAAGCGUCCAGGUCGGAAAAGAAAAUUGGAAAUUGACCCGUCAGUAGCUCCGAAAAAACGGGGGCAAGCCAGGUAGUGCCAGUGCUGCUGCUGCAGCAGCAGCCGAAGCUGCAAAGAAAAAAGCAAUCAAAGAGUCUUCCGUUAAGCCCCUAUUAGAGACUGUAUUACCCAUAAAGAAACGUAAGACACGGGAAACUGUGUGCCUGGAAGUUAAAGACAUAGAGACCCCGGUGAUUCCACCUGCUGUCACCGAGAAGAGCGUGAAAGUACAGAACCCUGCAAAAAGCCCAGAAAGCAAAAGUAAAGAAAGUAGUCCUAAAAGCAAGAGCACUCUGCCCAAAAAGGAGCAACAGCAUCACCACCAUCAUCACCACCAUCACCACCACUCCGAAUCUAAGGCAUCCACAACUAGCCUGGAGCCAGAGACUUCAAAGGACAGCAUAAGUGCCCCGGAGCCACAGGACUUAAGUGUCAAAAUUUGCAAAGAGGACAAAGUACCCGAAAGCGAUGGUUGUACACAGGAGCCGCCUAAGACUCAGCCUGCAGAUAAGUGCAGAAACAGAGGGGAAGGUGAACGAAAAGACAUUGUUUCUUCAUCCGUAACAACGGCCGAGCAGGGAGGAACCUGUUGACACCAGAACACCGGUGACCGAAAGAGUUAGCUGA
Staurois parvus is the source of this 1355-nucleotide messenger RNA. NCBI's taxonomy places the organism in Eukaryota, Metazoa, Chordata, Amphibia, Anura, Ranidae. The record is from the annotation of a GenBank genome assembly.